AUGGCGCUGGGUGGGGAGGGCAGCCCCAGCCUGCUGCUGUCACUGAGCUGGGCCUUGACAUGCAACUCCAGAUGGCUGGUAGUUACUGUUGCAGUCGUGAUCUCUGGUCUUCUCAUCGCUGUCAUUGUCCUGGCAGUGCUGUUAUUUGGGUGCGCUCCAGCUGUGCAGGGCCCCUGGUGCCCAGACAGCUGGGUCGGCUACCAGGGGAAAUGCUUCUAUUUCUCCGAGGGUGAAGGGAACUGGACCUACAGCCGGAGCAACUGCUCUGCCCUGGGGGCCUCCCUGACUGGGAUCGACAACGAGCAGGAAAUGACUUUCCUGCUGCGCCAUAAAGGCAAACUCCACCACUGGAUCGGCCUCUGGAGGGACCCGGGGCAGCCCUGGAAAUGGGCCAACGGCACUGAAUUCAACAACCUGUGAGUCUUUGCCCCCCUCUCCGUGAGCUCUGCUGUCAGUGGAAUCUGUGUCAUCACGUAACCAGUGUUUCGCUUGUAAGAUGCACAUGAAAAGCACCACUGCUCACACCCACCCCCACACCCACCCUCCCAGGGAACUUCCUUUUGGACUCCCGUUUAUAGUGACCCUUGAGUCCUGCUUUGCUACCUUAGCCAGUUAUUUUACUAACCAAUUGUAACCUGCUGUAUCAGAAUUAGCGAACCAAUCAUACCCCUCGCCCUUAGUAGAUUUACACCUAGGAAAAUGAAUUACUCUGCAGAGAGAAGCCAUUAAAAACCAGACAGGUCACAGGGACACCCCCGCUGGAGUCAAUAGCCGGGUUUGAAGCCUGGCUGGUCGUCAAUGAAAGCCCGAGACUCUUGAGUGACAGCACCGAGGGGCUGGAUUCACAAAGGGAUUUAGGUGCCUAACUGCCCUGGGGGCGGUUCCAGUGUCCCACAAUCAGGUGCCAGUCCCAGAAGGAAUGUUCAGCCAGUCGCCUCUAAACUCCAUAGGGCCUGAAACGUGCUUGGUGCCUCCGUUUUCACAGCAGCUGUUCUCUGGGGCCUGUUCCUGCCUCACGGCUUGGUGCUGCAUGGCACGGGAGGGGGACGUGCUCCUCCACCCAAGGCCGC
This is a messenger RNA of Pelodiscus sinensis (Chinese soft-shelled turtle), 1070 nucleotides long. Lineage: Eukaryota; Metazoa; Chordata; Testudines; Trionychidae. The record is from RefSeq and is a predicted model, not a curated record.